Molecule: messenger RNA, 5080 nt
Organism: Labrus bergylta (ballan wrasse)
Lineage: Eukaryota; Metazoa; Chordata; Actinopteri; Labriformes; Labridae
Product: solute carrier family 12 member 7
Biological process (GO): chemical synaptic transmission; chloride transmembrane transport; chloride ion homeostasis
Cellular component (GO): plasma membrane
Molecular function (GO): potassium:chloride symporter activity
Source: RefSeq, a predicted model, not a curated record
CUGGAGGAAGUCACGGAAACUACCAGCCUGAAGAGAGCAAAGAAACAAACCAAAGGUUACAGGAGAGAAAACAAAGGGGGAUUGGGAUCGGAUCGUCCUGCUCAGUGUGAGGUGUUUGUUUGUGCUUCAGUCAGUUUGGGAUUUUAGAGAUUCUUUGGAAACUUUGGUAGAUGUUUCAGAGUUUGUUCUCCCACCUCUUGGCAUUACAAAGGUGUGAGUGAGAGAACUGGGACGGUCAGAGUGAUAGGAGGAACUGCAGGCUUGCUCCAUGUAGAGACUCCACCUCUGUUCAUAUGGUAAAUAGAGGGUCACAUGGGCCAGCAGUCUUGGAGUAGUGGGGGGAAAAGGGAGGGAAAGUAACAAGGAGAGACACACCGCAGGAAUUUGGCCUGCCCCAUGUGCAGGAGGCGGCACUCUCACCCUGACUGAUUCAGGACGCUGAAUCACACAACAAAGAAGAGAGGCAUAAAGACAGAAGCAGUAGGUGACAUGUUGUGGCCAAAAAGGAAUCUUUAGCUUCUCUCACUGCAGCCUUUUACACUUCAGCUUGACCUCCUUUGGAUUUCUCUUCCCUGUUGUGGGGUGAAAGUUCAACAACCAGCCACAUCCUGUAUGUCGUCACUGGAUAGUUCUUCAUACUUUUAACACACAACUGAAGAGUCAAGAUGCCCACAAACUUCACUGUGGUGCCGGUGGACAAUGCAGGGGAAGCGGGGAACAGUGCAGCCGCGGCCGAAGAAGGCAAACCUGCCAGUUUGGGAAACAUCUUUCAGGAGGAAGCAGAAGAAGAAAACGUUCAAGGACUCAACUCAGGAGACGAGGGUCAGGGAGAGUCCAGUCCAUUCAUCAACUCAGACAGUGACGGAGAUUAUUAUUAUGAAGGCAAGAACAUGGCCCUGUUUGAGGAGGAAAUGGACAGCACCCCUAUGGUUUCAUCUCUCCUCAACAAGCUGGCUAACUACACCAACUUGACGCAGGGCGUCCGUGAGCACGAGGAGGCUGAGUAUGAGGACGGGAUCCAGAGGGUCGCUGUCAGGGUCCCUCAGAUGGGCACCUUCAUUGGAGUCUACCUGCCCUGCAUGCAGAACAUCCUGGGUGUGAUUCUCUUCCUGCGUCUCACCUGGAUCGUCGGCACGGCAGGGAUCCUCGGGUCUUUCGCCAUCGUGUCCAUGUGCUGCAUCUGCACUUUGCUCACGGCCAUAUCAAUGAGCGCUAUCGCUACUAACGGAGUUGUCCCAGCUGGUGGCUCGUACUACAUGAUCUCCAGAUCUCUGGGUCCAGAGUUUGGAGGGGCGGUGGGUCUCUGCUUCUACCUGGGGACCACCUUCGCUGGAUCCCUGUACAUCCUGGGCACCAUGGAGAUCCUGCUGUUGUACAUCGUUCCCACAGCAACGGUGUUCAAGGAAGGCGAAGACGAGGCGAGGCUCAAUAACAUGCGAGUGUAUGGGACAUGCUGCCUGCUCCUGAUGGCUCUGGUGGUGUUUGUCGGUGUAAAGUAUGUGAACAAACUGUCUCUGGUGUUUCUGUCCUGUGUGUUUCUGUCCAUCAUGGCAACGUACGCAGGGGUCAUCAAGACGGUCAUCGAACCCCCGGAGUUUAAUGUAUGUCUGUUAGGAAACAGAUCUCUGAGGAAUGACAAGUUCGGGAUAUGUGCAAAGACAGAGGUCGUGAAGAACAACACUCUGACCACCGAGCUGUGGAGCAUCUUCUGUGACAGUAAAUAUCCAAACGCAACCUGUGACCCGUUCUUCACCAACAACAACCUGACAGAGAUCAGGGCCAUACCUGGGCUCCUGAGCGGAGUCAUCAAAGAUAACCUGUGGGGCGAGUAUGCUCCGGCUAGGGAGCCAAUAGAGAAGAAGAGCCUGGUUUCAGAACAGGACCCGGACACGCCCACAGACACAUACAAACCCUACGUCUUCAAUGACAUCGCCACCUACUUCACCCUGCUGGUGGGAAUAUAUUUCCCCUCUGUCACAGGUAUAAUGGCCGGUUCUAACAGGUCUGGUGACCUUAGAGAUGCUCAGAGGUCCAUUCCCAUAGGAACCAUCAUGGCCAUUGUCACCACCUCGAUCAUCUACAUGUCUUGUGUGGUUUUGUUUGGAGCCUGUAUUGAAGGAGUUGUGCUGAGAGACAAGUUUGGUUACUCAGUGAAGAAGACCCCCGUCAUCGGUGUUCUCGCCUGGCCGUCACCCUGGGUGAUUGUGAUCGGCUCGUUUUUCUCCUGCUGUGGGGCGGGGCUUCAGAGCCUCACCGGCGCUGCCCGGCUGUUGCAGGCAAUCGCUCGCGACGGCAUCAUCCCGUUCUUACAGGUCUUCGGUCAUGGGAAGGCUAACGGUGAGCCGACCUGGGCUCUGCUGCUGACUGUAGGUAUCUGUGAGAUAGGAAUCCUCAUCGCUUCUCUGGAUGCUGUGGCCCCCAUCCUCUCCAUGUUCUUCCUCAUGUGCUACCUGUUUGUGAACCUGGCCUGUGCUGUUCAGACUCUGCUCCGAACCCCCAACUGGAGACCUCGUUUCAAAUUCUAUCACUGGACUUUAUCCUUCUUGGGGAUGAGUCUGUGUCUCUCUCUUAUGUUCAUCUCCUCCUGGUACUACGCCCUGGUUCCCAUGGUGAUAGCUGGAUGUAUCUACAAGUACAUUGAGUACAGAGGGGCCGUGAAGGAAUGGGGAGAUGGGAUCAGAGGAUUGUCCUUAAAUGCUGCACGCUACGCUCUCAUCAGGCUCGAGGAAGUACCGCUACACACCAAGAACUGGAGGCCUCAGCUUCUGGUGUUUUGUAAGCUGAACUCAGACCUGGAGGUCAAACACCCUCGUCUCCUCUCCUUCACCACGCAGCUCAAAGCAGGAAAUGGACUGACGAUAAUCUGUUCAGUGUUAGAGGGGACCUACAUGACCCGAGAGAAAGAUGCAAAGACUGGAGAGCAGAGCUUGAAAGCUGCCAUGGUAGCAGAGCGAACAAAGGGUUUCUCCCAUAUAGUGGUGUCGUCCGACCUGCGAGAUGGUUUCUCCCUGCUCAUCCAGUCAGCCGGCCUGGGAGGAAUGAAGCACAACACCGUCCUGAUGGCCUGGCCAGCAGGUUGGAAACAAGCCGGGGACAGCUCUGCAAGGAGGAACUUCAUAGAGACGGUAAGAGAGACGACUGCGGCUCAUCAGGCUCUGCUGGUCGCGAAGAACAUCGACCAUUUCCCCAGCAACCAGGAGCGUCAGAAGGAGGGAACCAUCGACGUGUGGUGGAUCGUACACGAUGGUGGACUGCUCAUGCUGCUGCCAUUUCUGCUCAGUCAGCACAAGGUGUGGAGGAAGUGUAAAAUGAGAAUCUUCACGGUGGCCCAGAUGGACGACAACUCCAUCCAGAUGAAGAAAGACCUCCAGAUGUUUCUCUACCAUCUACGCCUGGACGCACAGGUGGAGGUCGUGGAGAUGCACGACAGCGACAUCUCAGCCUUCACAUAUGAGAAGACGUUAAUGAUGGAGCAGAGGUCGCAGAUGCUCAAACAGAUGCAGCUGUCCCGCACGGAGAGGGAGAGAGAGGCCCAGCUGAUCCACGACAGAAACACGGCGUCUCAUUCUACAAACGAAAAGGCUGCAGGUGCCCCGCCUGACAAAGUGCACAUGACGUGGACCAAAGAAAAACUGAUUCACGAGAAGAACAAACACAGAGAAGGCAUGGGGGUUAAAGACAUGUUCAAUAUGAAACCUGAGUGGGAGAACCUUAACCAGUCCAACGUACGGAGGAUGCACACGGCCGUCAAGCUGAACGAAGUGGUGGUCAAGAAUUCACAGAAUUCACAGCUGGUCCUGCUCAACAUGCCAGGCCCUCCGAGCAACAAGAAAGGACAUGAGAACUACAUGGAGUUCCUGGAGGUCUUGAUGGAAGGCCUGGACCGUGUCCUGUUGGUCCGUGGAGGAGGACGGGAGGUCAUCACCAUCUACUCCUAGCACCGUUGGGUCCUAAAGUAUUUUUCAAGAACACUGGAAGGGAACAUUGUUGUCCUGAAGGACCUCAGGGAAAGAGGGGGGAGGGGGGUGGCUUUUGGGGACUUGGAUAAAGAUGACAGACAGAGCAAGUACUCCAAACCCCCUCUUACACUCUCAGGAGCAAAAAAAGCAACUUCCAUUUUUGAGGAUGAUGCUCACAAAGGAGUUAUAGGAAGGACAAAGGAGUUACCUGCAGCAGAGCCUGGUGCAUGUUGUGGUGGCGCGGAGGUCUUCUCUACAGCCGUCCUGCAGGGUCCCCUCCACCACACUUUAUGAACUGUGUAGCACUAAAACAUAAACUGUGUUUUUAAAUAGAGAUGUCUUUUUAAUUCUGCUUACUGUACGGCUUCACAAGCUCCACUGAGAAACGCUAAUCAUUGCUGACAGUGCCAUUUUAUAUUUCAAUGCCAUCGAUGAAUGAGACGCACAGACGCUGGAGUCCUGGGAUGAAUUAAGCAGACGAUCAUUCUUGAGUCAUAGCAGCCAAAGUCUCUGUUCAGAAUCAGGGCACGCUGUCAAACAUUGUGAACUACAGAUAGUCUUUGACAUAUUUAUAUCAAUUGUUUCUGAUUUAUGAGAUAAUGUUAGUAUGAUCACAAUGAAGAGAUAGUGGAAGAUUUUUGAUACAACCUAAAUGAUUUCAGCGUUAUAGUAAAUGUAUGUUUUGUCUCUGAUUUAUUUCCAUUUGAAUUUGUGUGAUUGAGCGAUAAGUUUGGUGCAUGUGUGAUCUCCGUUCUUAACCUGCUGCUGUUUAAUAAUGAGGAGAACUGAGCAACUUUGAAAUAUAUUCAUAUUUUCAUAUUUUUUUAAAGGUUUAUUUUUGUGAUUGUUUAUGCCUUUAUUGUAGAGAUAGGACAGUGGAUAGAGUCAGAAAUCAGGGAGAUAGAGAAUGUGUAAUGACAUGGGGGAAAGGAGCCACAGGUCGGAUUCAAAGCCGGGCCACCUGCCUGGGAGGACUACAGCCUCGACACAUGGACCAGCACACCAACCACCAGACCACAAGCACCCUUUAAUAUUGUCCAGCGUACAUAGUUAUGUUCACAGUGUUGUGUGUACGUUUAAGAAAAAUAAGAGACACACAUAUUAAAGAAAGACAAACACAA